UGUCUGUCUGGUGGGUGGCAGAGUUCAGCUCCCUGGAGAAGGAGGGACGUCCCAAAGAAGGGUCUUUGAGGAAGGGGUUGGGGGAGACAUCAGGAGAAGGCUCUCAGGAGCUGUCUCAGGGGAGCGAGGGCUUUUGGGGGAUAGCUGGGGUCCAACAGAUAAACCACUGUGCAGCCUGAGGGAGGUACUUCUUGGCCUAAGGCCUUGGGUAGGCAGGGGCGAAGUUCUCACAGAAGCGUGUGGGGGGGAGACUAGAGGAAGUGGCUGGGCCUGAACUGGCACUGUGCCUGACACAAGGGCUUGUGCAUCCCCCCAGUACUCAGCUCUGCCUUUUGUGCCAAUCCUCGGGGCAGGGACCCUUCUCUUCCAACUCUUCUGUGCUCUGACCCCUGGUUACCUGUGGCCCUGUGGAAGGAAGAAGGACCAGUGUCUGAGCCCAGGAGUGGAACCCAAACACUGGUGACAGAGUUCAUCCUAGUUUCGGGGAAUUGGAUUUAUUAUCCUUGUAUCCACAUAGAGGGUGACACUGCACUCCUGUUAUUAUAUACUUGCACCUUUGGAUUGUUGGUUGGGGGUCUGCCUGCCUUCCUGGCUGACUGCUGACAGAAUUCCUGAGGUCUUCCACAGUUCUCUGGUGGCUGCACCUUCAUUGGCCGCUGUAACCCAGACAAUUUGUUUACAGAAAGUUCAGGAGCCCUGGAAAGGAGAAAGAAUAAAACGACAGGAGGAAGAGAGAGAGAGGGUAGAAUGGAAGAAUCUCACUUCAAUUCUAACCCAUACUUCUGGCCUUCCAUCCCCACAGUCUCAGGACAGAUUGAGAACACAAUGUUCAUCAACAAGAUGAAGGAUCAACUGCUGCCAGAGAAGGGGUGUGGGCUGGCUCCACCCCACUACCCCACCUUGCUGACAGUGCCUGCCUCAGUGUCCCUGCCCUCGGGCAUUAGUAUGGACACAGAGUCCAAGUCAGACCAGCUGACCCCACAUAGCCAGGCAUCCGUUACCCAGAAUAUCACGGUGGUCCCUGUGCCGUCUACAGGACUGAUGACUGCUGGAGUCUCCUGUUCUCAGAGGUGGAGAAGAGAAGGGAGUCAAUCAAGGGGUCCUGGUUUGGUAAUCACGUCCCCCUCAGGCUCCCUUGUGACCACAGCCUCAUCAGCUCAGACCUUCCCCAUUUCGGCUCCCAUGAUUGUCUCAGCUCUUCCCCCUGGCUCACAAGCCCUGCAGGUGGUCCCUGACCUCUCCAAGAAGGUAUCAACAGCCCUAACGGAGGAAGGAGGCGGAGGUGGUGGUGGAGGUGGCAAUGUGGCUCCUAAGCCCCCACGGGGGCGAAAGAAGAAGCGGAUGCUGGAAUCAGGACUGCCCGAAAUGAAUGACCCUUAUGUCCUGUCUCCUGAGGAUGAUGAUGAACAUCAAAAAGAUGGAAAGACCUAUAGGAGCGAAGGGAACUGCGGCACAGGAAAUGGACAGAGCCUUGGGCUCAUGGAUUCAGUUCCCGGCUCCACCACGAACUUGCUGUGUGACCCUGGGUGCCGGAUGUGCUCACUGACAUUCUACUCAAAGUCGGAGAUGCAGAUCCACUCCAAGUCACACACCGAGACCAAGCCCCACAAGUGCCCACAUUGUUCCAAGACCUUCGCCAACAGCUCCUACCUGGCCCAGCACAUCCGUAUCCACUCAGGGGCCAAGCCCUACAGUUGUAACUUCUGUGAGAAAUCCUUCCGCCAGCUCUCUCAUCUCCAGCAGCACACCCGGAUCCACUCCAAGAUGCAUACGGAGACCAUCAAGCCCCACAAGUGCCCGCACUGCUCCAAGACCUUCGCCAACACCUCCUACCUGGCCCAGCACCUCCGUAUCCACUCGGGGGCCAAGCCCUACAACUGUUCCUACUGCCAGAAGGCCUUCCGCCAGCUCUCCCACCUCCAGCAGCACACACGAAUCCACACCGGUGAUAGACCAUACAAAUGUGCACACCCAGGCUGUGAGAAAGCCUUCACACAGCUCUCCAAUCUGCAGUCCCACAGACGGCAGCACAACAAAGAUAAACCCUUCAAGUGCCACAACUGUCAUCGGGCGUAUACAGACGCAGCCUCACUAGAGGUGCACCUAUCUACGCACACGGUGAAGCACGCCAAGGUGUACACCUGCACUAUCUGUAGUCGGGCAUAUACGUCGGAAACCUACCUUAUGAAACAUAUGCGCAAACACAACCCUCCCGAUCUCCAGCAACAAGUACAGGCAGCGGCGGCGGCAGCAGCAGUGGCCCAGGCCCAAGCUCAAGCUCAAGCUCAAGCCCAGGCUCAAGCCCAAGCCCAAGCCCAGGCCCAGGCCCAGGCCCAAGCCCAGGCUUCCCAGGCAUCACAGCAGCAGCAGCAGCAGCAGCAGCAGCAGCAGCCACAGCCACCACACUUCCAGUCCCCUGGGGCAGCCCCCCAGGGUGGGGGUGGUGGGGACAGUAACCCCAACCCUCCACCCCAGUGUUCCUUUGACCUGACCCCCUAUUAGAUAGUGGAGCAUCAUAAGGACAUCUGCCUCACUGUCACCACCAGCACCAUCCAGGUGGAGCACCUGGCCAGCUCGUAGAAACCUGUGCUGCCACCCACUGGGAAGAGGGGAAAGAAGUUCUGGUCCCCUCUUUCUCCAACUCCUCUUGGUGGGAAAAGUCCUCUUCUUCCUUGACAGGCCUUGUCUCCAUCUCCUUGGGCCUCAGGCACGGCCUUCCUUCACAGGAUACCAUCCUUAUUUUCAACUCUUCAAAAGGAACAUCAGCCCUCCUGAUUGGCAAAGGAAUACUGAGCUGGUAGUAUAAUCCAGCAGCCUCCCCUCCCAAGCAUAGCUUUUAAAAAUUGGGGGUUGGUGCUCAAGGGAGGGAUUUGCUAUGACCUCAUAGAAACUUUUCCAGUGUGGGCACUUAACUCUCUCCUUACCCUCAUAAUCCUCAAAGUUCAGGCUGAUAGAAGACGAGAGGCUGGCCCUCCCAGAUACCAGAGAGAAGGGAGCCCUAAAUGCAACCAGCCUCCUGUUCUGUUCUUGCCUGCAAAAGAACAGGUUUCUCACGUGCCCCGAUCCCUGGGAGCUGUUUCCUUCCCCUCGUGGUCUCACUUCAGUUCUGACGUAAUGCUGGAGGAAGGAGAUCUGGGUGGGGGUUAAACCCCCUUUAUUUGUAAAAGCAUGGGCUGAGAUGUGGUCCCCAAGGGGCCAGUGAUCCCCAAAAUGGUCAAGGGUUGCUUAGAAGUGUGGGUUACUGUUUUCCUUGGAGCCUCUCCUCUUCUCUGCCAACCAAGGCCCUGUACUCUCUGUCUCCCUAUCCCCAAAUCUAAGGAGCUGUGGGAGCUUUGUUUUCUUGAUAAAAUCCCAAAACAAGGGGUGUUGCAGAGAAGGGAGAGUUCAGGGCAAACACAAGGACUGGACUUAGCUCCCUAGGUGCCACGGUCAGUUGCCGGACACGGAUUUAUAUAUAAAUAUAUAUAUAUAUAUAUAUAAAUAUAUAUAUACCCACUCAUCACGACCAUCUUUGUUGUAACCAUUUCUGCGUUUAUAAAUGCAUUAUCUCUGAGAAUUUUCAUA
Hipposideros armiger (great roundleaf bat) is the source of this 3564-nucleotide messenger RNA. It is a transcript of the gene ZNF384, whose product is annotated as zinc finger protein 384. NCBI's taxonomy places the organism in Eukaryota, Metazoa, Chordata, Mammalia, Chiroptera, Hipposideridae. The transcript has 11 exons. Gene Ontology annotation, molecular function: DNA-binding transcription factor activity, RNA polymerase II-specific; RNA polymerase II cis-regulatory region sequence-specific DNA binding. The coding region runs from base 748 to 2502 and encodes 584 amino acids. Gene Ontology annotation, cellular component: PcG protein complex; nucleus; chromatin. The record is from RefSeq and is a predicted model, not a curated record. Gene Ontology annotation, biological process: regulation of transcription by RNA polymerase II.